AUGAAAAUGGCUGACAGAGGUGGGAAGAUUGUUCCAGGGCAGGUGUAUAUUGAAGUGGAAUAUGAUUACGAAUACGAAGCGAAGGACAGAAAGGUCGUGAUAAAACAAGGGGAGCGAUAUAUCCUGGUGAAGAAGACCAACGAUGACUGGUGGCAGGUGAAGCUGGAUGAGAACUCCAAAGCGUUUUAUGUGCCUGCCCAGUAUGUGAGGGAGGUCGGCCGCAGAGCCCUGAUGCCGCCUGUGAAACAGGCAGCAGGGCUGCCGAAUCAUUCUCUGAAAACGAUGCAGAGUCUCCACCUUCAGAGGUCAACAGAAAAUGUGAACAAAUUGCCCGAGCUUUCAAGUUUUGGAAAGCCAUCGCCGUCUGUUCAAGGAACAGGUCUUAUUCGUGAUGCCAAUCAGAAUUUUGGACCCAGUCAUAUUCCAGGUCAGACUGUCAACCUCAGCCUGGACCUGACCCAUAAUAAUGGAAAGUUCAACAGUGACUCACAUUCUCCCAAAGUUUCUGGCCAGAAUAGGACACGGUUAUUUGGUCACUUUCCUGGUCCGGAGUUCUUGGACGUCGAGAAAGCUGGCUUCUCCCAGGAACAGUCUUGUGAUUCAGCAGAAGGCUCGGAACGGACAUAUCAAGAUUCAGAGUCCGGUGAUAAGCUUAGCAGCAGCUCCACUGAGCAGAUAAGGGCGACAACACCUCCAAAUCAAGGGCGGCCAGAUUCUCCUGUCUACGCUAACCUGCAAGAACUGAAAAUAUCCCAGUCGGCUCUCCCCCCGAUCCCUGGAAGCCCAGCAAUUCAGAUUAAUGGAGAAUGGGAAACUCAUAAAGAUAGUUCAGGGCGUUGUUAUUACUAUAACAGAGGAACACAGGAAAGAACUUGGAAACCCCCUCGUUGGACUCGAGAUACAAACAUAAGCAAAGGAGAUUCCCAGAGUCCAGGAGAUCAAGAGCGUCUUUCACCAGAAGAAAGCUACCACAGCGCUUCUUACAGCCGGUCGGGUAGUCAGCGUGGCUCUCUUCCGAGGGCCUGGCCGGAAGAGCUGGAUGAACAUGGGCAUACCUUGUAUACCGGUGACUGUACUAAUGAAAAGUGGCUCAAGCAUGUUGACGAUCAAGGUAGACAAUAUUACUACAGUGCAGAUGGAUCUCGGUCAGAAUGGGAGUUGCCAAAGUAUAAUGCCUCAUCUCAGCAGCAAAGAGAAAUUAUUAAAAGUAGAAGUCUGGACAGGCGGCUGCAAGAACCAAUAGUGCUAACAAAGUGGAGACAUAGCACCAUUGUGCUGGACACCAAUGACAAGGAAUCUCCAACUGCCUCAAAACCCUGCUUUCCUGAAAAUGAGUCUUCUCCCUCUUCACCAAAGAACCAAGAUACAGCCAGCAGUCCAAAGGGUCAAGAGAAAUAUGGAUUAUUAAAUGUAACAAAAAUUACUGAAAAUGGGAAAAAGGUUCGAAAGAACUGGUUGUCUUCUUGGGCCGUGUUGCAGGGUUCGUCUUUACUGUUUACCAAAACUCAAGGAAGCAGCACAAGUUGGUUUGGGAGUAAUCAGUCCAAACCAGAGUUCACGGUGGACCUUAAGGGGGCAACGAUUGAGAUGGCUUCAAAGGAUAAAUCCAGCAAAAAGAAUGUAUUUGAGCUGAAAACCCGUCAAGGAACAGAACUGCUGAUUCAGUCUGAUAAUGAUGCUGUUAUCAAUGAGUGGUUUAAAGUUCUUAGUAGCACUAUCAGUAAUCAGACAGUAGAACCCGAUGAAGCGAUUGAGGAGGACAUACCAGAUUCACCAGGAAUAGAAAAGCACGAUAAAGAAAAGGACCAUAAGGAUCUGAAGAAAUCGCGUUCCACAAAAGUAUCUAGCAUAGAUUCUUCAGAACAGAAAAAAACCAAGAAAAACUUAAAGAAAUUUCUUAGACGACGCCCCACUUUGCAAGCUGUUCGUGAAAAAGGUUAUAUUAAAGAUCAGGUAUUUGGAGCCAAUCUUGCUAAUCUGUGUCAGAGAGAGAAUGGCACCGUGCCAAAAUUUGUGAAAUUGUGCAUUGAACAUGUUGAGCAAUAUGGGUUGGAUGUUGAUGGGAUUUAUAGAGUUAGUGGCAACCUUGCAGUGAUCCAGAAGCUGAGGUUUACAGUCAAUCAUGAUGAGAAAUUGGACUUGAAGGAUAGUAAAUGGGAAGAUAUUCAUGUCAUCACUGGAGCACUGAAAAUGUUUUUUCGAGAAUUACCAGAACCUCUCUUUACAUUUAAUCAUUUUAAUGAUUUUGUUAAUGCAAUUAAACAAGAACCAAGACAGCGUGUCUCUGCUGUGAAGGAUCUAAUCAAACAGUUGCCAAAGCCAAAUCAGGACACAAUGCAGACUCUGUUUAGACAUCUCAAAAGAGUUAUAGAAAACGGAGAAAAAAACAGAAUGACGUAUCAGAGUAUAGCAAUUGUGUUCGGUCCUACUCUGUUAAAGCCAGAGAAGGAGACUGGCAACAUAGCAGUUCAUACCGUCUACCAGAAUCAGAUUGUAGAGUUAAUUCUUCUCGAGAUAAAUUCCAUCUUCGGACGUUGA
This is a messenger RNA of Lipotes vexillifer (Yangtze River dolphin), 2538 nucleotides long. It is a transcript of the gene ARHGAP12, whose product is annotated as Rho GTPase activating protein 12. Gene Ontology annotation, molecular function: protein binding. The transcript has 18 exons. Bases 1 to 2538 code for a protein of 845 amino acids. Gene Ontology annotation, cellular component: cytoplasm. Gene Ontology annotation, biological process: signal transduction; regulation of GTPase activity. The record is from RefSeq and is a predicted model, not a curated record. NCBI's taxonomy places the organism in Eukaryota, Metazoa, Chordata, Mammalia, Artiodactyla, Lipotidae.